Cuscuta campestris is the source of this 1803-nucleotide messenger RNA. Lineage: Eukaryota; Viridiplantae; Streptophyta; Magnoliopsida; Solanales; Convolvulaceae. The record is from the annotation of a GenBank genome assembly.
AGAACAACUCAACCUUCACACAAAAUGGCUCUAGCAAGCUAUGGAAAAUGAUGAUAUUUGAGUGCAAUGAAAGUAUGAAUGUUGUGAAGUGAAUUGGUGAGAAAAGCAGACCCAAACACCCCUUUUUAUAGUGCCAAAAUAGGCUCCAACGGACCAAUGCAUUAAAGGGGUGAUUGGCUUGAUUUAAGGGAUUGAAUAAAUUUGGGAUCUACAGGAUAUUGGCUUCCCAUCGAUGUUUGGAACUUACCCAUCGCUGCUCCGUCUCCCGAGAUGCUGCAGAAGAUGGAACUGCAUUUGAAGUACCCUAAAUUUUCACAGAAGAAGAUGAACAAGUACCUGGAUACUGAUACCAAGAGAGCUGCUCUGGCAGCAUCUCUUUCUGUGGUUGCUCUUAUGUCCUACACUGGUGAGAAGGAGUUGAAAAAAUGUUCUGGUACUAUUAUUGAAGCUGAUAAUGAUGUUGGGAUUGUUUUGACUUCGGCCAACCUCAUUCGGCGUCCUACGGAUGAAGAAUUUGUACAAAAUGCAUUGGCUGAUGAUCUCAAGGUUGUUGUGGUGCCAGGCGAUGGCCAAGCAUACGAAGGCGAAAUAUGUGCUUUUGAUUUUCACUACAAUCUUGUUGCUAUACGGUUCAAGGCAAAUUCUCCACUCCGAAGUGCUAAAUUGAGGCUUGUUGAUGACUCAGUCAAUAUAAAUCCUCAACACGGCCUUGGUGAAGAGACGGCGUUUCAACUUAAACGCCAUUCGUCUUUGUUUAAGCUCUUUCCGGGUCAGGCUGUAAUAGGCAUUGGACGGUAUUUUGCUGAGCCUUACGAACUCAUGGCUGCUCCGGGUGAAUUUAGUCUUGGCUGCUGUGAUUAUGAUUGUAAAGAGCUUUUUCAAGCAUUGUGCAGAAUGACAAGUUGCGGUGAUGGGGGCCCACUUAUCAAUCAAUCUGGAGAAGUCAUUGGCAUUGCAUUUUAUGAUAUUUUUCAGACUCCUUUUCUUCCAAUAAACCUAGUUUGCAAGUGGUGGGAGCACUACAAAAGACAUGGGGAACUUCGCCGGUCUUUUGUGGCAAUGCAAGCCACUAAUUUGUAUGCUGCUGAUCUUGAACUUGUGGAUAGGAUUAUCCGGAAAUUUCCAAGCAUUUACAAAGGUGUUAUUGUUGAACAGGUCAUUCCAGGGUCAUCUUUAUGUGUGGAUGAUGUCAUAAUUGAGUGUGCUGGGAGAGCUGUUCACAGUUUUUUGGAGUUAUGUGAGAUGAUGUGGGACAAUGUUGGAGAUGCGGUGGAUUUGGUAGUGGCACGGGCAGAUCACGACACUCUUUUAAAGCUCAAGAUGACGGUGACUGAGGCCACACCAGAUAAGCUUAAUCGUUGGCACCAUUGGCGUAGGUAGCAGCACACAAGGGCGGAGCUUCUUUUUUUUGUUUUUUUGUUUUCGUUUGUGGGAGUGGGGUCGGGGGGAGGCACUAACUUAUCAUCCGUUCGUUGACACUUUUGGUGAUUCCAACAAAGACCUCCCUAUUUUCAAAAGUUGCAAUCCUCGCCUUGCCACUAGUCACUACACCCUACUUGAAGCUCUAAGUUAUUUGUAUAUGGAGAUAUAUACGAGAUAUAUACUGCCUUUUUUUGUCAUUACAUAAGGCGUCUUCGAUAUUUUCAAUGCUUCCCUACCCCCACCCAAAGUUGCAAUCCUCGCUCCGCCAUUGGUUUCAUGAUACCUGGAGCACUAACUUAUUUGUAUCAUGUGAUAUAUGUAUAUUCUGUUUUUCUUUUUGUCAUCACAUUUGAAACUCUUUAAGAAAUAUUUAUAGAAAUA